UGUCACCGCAUCACGUCCGUCUUUUGUGUGUUAAAGUUGAAUUUUUCCAAAGUAUUUUCACACCUGCGCACCAGUGUUGGUACCCCCAUAAAAGCGUUAGUCCUUUUCUACAUUUUGAUACCAAAAAGCGCCUCAAACAUUCCAGCAAACUCCGUUUUAAAUUUCGAAUAAUUGAGUUUUUCACGCAAUCAUACCAACCACGCGACGGAAAAUCACCAACUUCAAAUUCGUAAGUUGCCGGCAUUUAUUGACGUAAAGGUUAUGUUUUUCAGGUGAUCGCUCGUGCCUUGCAUAAACAAAUUUGUAGACAGAGUGAAAAGUGACAAAAUGUCAGAAACUAUCAAAAGACUGCUCGAUAGCGUCUCUACUGCACCUCCGCGGUGUGUAGAGUACUUGCUUAGGUCUGGAUUACUCUUGGACGAAGACGUGGAGUGUAUCCUUAUGCAGUACACCCCCGAUGAUGAUUAUUACACCAAUAGUGGGAUUUCGGUCACUCAGAAGGUCUUGGGUGUCAUUUCCCUAGCAAGUGCAACUUUCAUGGCUCACCAAAAAUUUGCCAUUUCGUAUUUGACAGUCGUUGCUUCACCCGUUAUUUUUAUUAGUCUCCAGUAUCUGGGAGAAGUGUUCUAUAGAAAGAAGCAAAAGGGAGACCUUGAAACCCUUACUAAAAUGCUACGUAAUACUUUUAAAAUGAACCGUGGCGUCGUUGAGUUCUACAAGAAGCGGAAUAUUACAGGCGCUGUGAUUGAAGGUGUAACUAACCCAUACACCCAACCCUUCCAACACUUGAUUAAAGCCGUUUUUGAAGAAGAAGUUGAGUUUAUUACCAACUUUAGAGAAUUGGUUCCAAAGUUUGGUGAAUAUGUGCCUUAUUUAAGAGCUGAUUAUGCUGUUUUAGAACAGAUUGAGCUUGAUCAGUUUGCACCACAUAAUAUUGCAUCGAUCGACGAUUGUGUUCUAUAUUUACAAAAACUAUGUGAUAUCUAUGUGUUAGUAGUUUCAAAUAUUUUGACCUGCUUAGCUAUCACUGCAUGUCCUGAUGCAGGGAUAAAAUAUGGUUAUAAGACUGACCAACUGUUGGAUACAAUUGUGCCUAAAAUGAAAACCAUGAUUAUAAAAUGUUAUAAUAACGUUGAGAAAAAAUUUAAUGACAUUAAGUUUUAUUACGUGGCUAGAAAACAAGCUCAAGAAAUUCUAGAAUCACCACGUUCAGCUCCUGCCUCAAGGCUUUCUCUUGCAACCUAUGAUCUUAUGAGCAAAGUUUCUGAAUUAAUUGAGAAAUCGCGGUUGAUUUAUGAUAAAAUGAAACAGGACGGCGGGGUUAACGACGAAUCUGAGUUGAAAACAAUGAGCGUCUAUAUUGAAAAUCUUCAUAAAGAAACGUUAGAUUAUUGUCAGAGUCUACAUCUCUUACAGAAGCUUUUUGAAUUUGAAAUUAAUAAAUCUAAGCUUCCAAAUGUGCCGGCAUUAGAAUCCUCUAGUAAAUCUACAAUGUCUCCAACCUCUGGUGAAGCAACAGUUGUGGAUGCUAGUUUAAAUUCCACUGAACCCACUGAUGAUGAAGAAUAUGAGUUGUUUAUACCAGUGCAUGAAAUUUUACCUGAAACUUCAAGUUUUGAUUCCAAUGAGGAACAGGAACUUCGUAAAUACGCAGCUGUUGUGGGCCAAGAAUUAAAACAAACAUUGAAGACCCAUUCCCGUUUUGUCGCUGCUCGCAAAAAACGAGGAAUUACUGACGAAGAGCCUGAAAAGGCCGAAACAGUGACUUCAAUUAAGGUUGAGGCACAGGUGCACGAGGUACCAACCUGCGGCGAUUCUAGCGCAAUAAUAUCAGAUGUUCCGCCGCCUCCACUAUUAAGUGUCCCGCCGCCUCCGCCGCCACCAUUGCCUGUAGUGCACGUAGACACGGCUGCACCACCUGAUACUGGAUCCCACUUUUUGGAUAUUAUCAGAGCACUACCACGCCAAAACGAAGAAGAAACUUUUGAAUAAAAAAUGGUUGAUUGGUCAAUUGACCACUGACGUUUCGUUCUGGUUACGUAGGGGCAGAAAUCCGCUACGUUUCCGCUUUGAGUUCUUUGUUAUAAAAGUUCGUUGGUAAUGCGAUUUACGUUUGAAGCGAUUUUGUAGUCGCAUUACCGCUUAAAAAAGAUGCGACUCUGACCUCCGAAUUUCUCCGGUAACGCAGAGUUUGCAUCAGAUUGUUACGGUUUUAUUAUUUUGGAGUUGCGUUACCUUUUAAACAUGCGAAUUUCUCCAGUAACACAGAAUUCGCAUCAAGAUGUUACGUUUUUUUAAUGGUGUUCAUGUUUUUUUUAUUUUGGAUUUGCGUUACCAUUUAAAGAGGCGACUCUGACCCCCGAAUUGUUCUGGUAACGCAGAAUUUGUCCGGUUGUUCCGAUUGUUUAAAUAGUUGUAUUUGUUCUUGUGUUGUGUUGUUUUUUCAAUAAAAUUUUUUCGUUA
This is a messenger RNA of Zophobas morio, 2463 nucleotides long. RefSeq lists its product as uncharacterized. The transcript has 10 exons. Lineage: Eukaryota; Metazoa; Arthropoda; Insecta; Coleoptera; Tenebrionidae. The record is from RefSeq and is a predicted model, not a curated record. Bases 328 to 1992 code for a protein of 554 amino acids.